GCAUGCCCCCUUUUUUCCUAAAUUGAAACUGGCAAUGAACAGAUGUUUGAUAUAGAAUUUUUAAUGCUGGGUUAAUUCUUAACAUUAGCAACCUAUACAGUUAAUUACUGUGGCUAUUACAAACUAAGUAUGUUCAUAAUGCAAGAUCCAAUAAAACUACUAGCACAUUAGUAAUUUAUAGUGACAGUCAAUAACAGUAAGAUGAAAAAGCAGAUCUAUAGUUUCUAUAGAAAUAGUCCAUGACUCCAUUCACUUAGGUAUUAUUUUGAUAGUAAUAUUUUUUUUUUCUUUUUCAGAUGCUACAUUAGUUUAGAAUACUGAGGCCUCCAUCUAUAAUCAUCAGCUUAUACAUCAACAAAGACGUCCAAGAUGCAGGAUCCAUAUUCCAAUAUGAUGAGUCCACAACAGCGUUCGGACCACUACAAGCCCUACAAUCCUCCAACCAUGCAUUCCAAUCGUGCAAAUGGUCCCCAAACACAGCCCAGUACUGAUGCUAACGCAUAUUACCAUGGUCUUCAGCAAUAUGCAAAUUACGCACCCAACCCGGAGACAUUGUACAAUGCCAUGACGCUCCCUACAAACAUGGGGCAGCAGCAGGAUUAUGCCCCUUUGCCUGCUCACAUGGGCAACCAGAAUGCUCUUACAAACUCAAAUGGUAUUUCACGUGUAAAUCCAACUUCUCACACCAUUUCGCACACUGCGACAUCACCUCCCAUAACAGCGUCAUCACAAGGAAGUGACCUUAAUAUGUCAAACCUUUCAUCACCAGGACCAUCCACUAGUCGCCUUAGCAUGUCGCCUGAGGGUCAAAGUGGCUCCUCUUCGAACCAGAGCCAUCACAUGUCCAGCAAUCUCUCACCUGGAGAAAUCGUCAAAAACGAAUCUAGUGAUAGUGGAUCAGUGAAAUCUGGACAUGAAGAUGACUCAGGAGUUCCGCCUAAAAAACGCACACAUGAUAUGACCCAAGGAAGUCGGGAAGAGGGUUACUGGGAAAAGCGUAAGAAAAAUAACGAAUCUGCAAAACGUUCACGUGAAGCCCGUAGAAUGAAGGAGGAGACAAUCGCCAUGCGGGUUGUGUAUCUUGAGCAGGAAAAUCUGCAAUUAAGAACUGAAGUCUCGUUAUUGAAAAGCGAGAUUGAAAAAUUGAGAUGUAUGUUGUACAACUCAUGA
Mya arenaria is the source of this 1170-nucleotide messenger RNA. Its product is annotated as thyrotroph embryonic factor-like. Gene Ontology annotation, biological process: regulation of transcription by RNA polymerase II. Gene Ontology annotation, cellular component: nucleus. Bases 370 to 1170 code for a protein of 266 amino acids. The record is from RefSeq and is a predicted model, not a curated record. NCBI's taxonomy places the organism in Eukaryota, Metazoa, Mollusca, Bivalvia, Myida, Myidae. The transcript has a single exon. Gene Ontology annotation, molecular function: RNA polymerase II cis-regulatory region sequence-specific DNA binding; DNA-binding transcription factor activity, RNA polymerase II-specific.